Pteropus alecto (black flying fox) is the source of this 279-nucleotide messenger RNA. It is a transcript of the gene CCL26, whose product is annotated as C-C motif chemokine ligand 26. NCBI's taxonomy places the organism in Eukaryota, Metazoa, Chordata, Mammalia, Chiroptera, Pteropodidae. Gene Ontology annotation, cellular component: extracellular region. The transcript has 3 exons. Gene Ontology annotation, molecular function: chemokine activity; CCR chemokine receptor binding. The coding region runs from base 1 to 279 and encodes 92 amino acids. The record is from RefSeq and is a predicted model, not a curated record. Gene Ontology annotation, biological process: inflammatory response; G protein-coupled receptor signaling pathway; positive regulation of ERK1 and ERK2 cascade.
AUGAAGAGUUUUCCCAUGGCUCCCCCUCUUCUUCUGGUUUUCAUCCUGAGUAUCCACCUCGAAGCUGCCACACAUGGCAGUAAUGUGGCCAAGUUCUGCUGCUCACAGUUCAGCCACCGGACUCUUCCCUGGCAGUGGGUGCAAACCUAUGAAUUCACCAGGAACAGCUGCUCCCAGCAGGCUGUGAUAUUCACUACCAAAAGGGGUCGGAAAGUCUGUGCCCAGCCGAAGGCAAAAUGGGUGCAAAGCUACAUUUCUUUACUGAGAGCUCGGCAAUGA